Molecule: messenger RNA, 5627 nt
Organism: Oreochromis niloticus (Nile tilapia)
Lineage: Eukaryota; Metazoa; Chordata; Actinopteri; Cichliformes; Cichlidae
Gene: abcc3
Product: ATP-binding cassette, sub-family C (CFTR/MRP), member 3
Exons: 31
Coding region: 285-4919 (1544 amino acids)
Biological process (GO): transmembrane transport
Cellular component (GO): membrane
Molecular function (GO): ATP binding; ATP hydrolysis activity; ABC-type transporter activity
Source: RefSeq, a predicted model, not a curated record
GAAUUACUUCUUGAGCUGACUCUGGAUGACUUCUCUCGCAGCAGUGCGGAAGUACCAGAGCAGUAACUGCGCGGGUCGGUCCACGCUGUGAAGAGAGAGGGGGGCGUUACAGACACCCGAACCAACUCCGCUACAGUGUACUCGUAUGUGUGGCAUGUGACAGUUAGAGGGCGUCCAGUUACGAGAAGGAACAGGAAAGCAGGUCGUUUGGCUACAAAGAGCUCGACCUGUAGAAGGUGCACGCAGAGCUCUCCGGUGGUUCCCCGGCUCCCGCUGUGACCGAGAUGGAGCGGUUGUGCGGACCAAAGCUUCCCUUCUGGGUAUCCAAUCGGACAUUUAAUUCAAGUUGGCCUGACCUCCCAGAGUGUUUUCAGCUCUCUGUUCUCUCAUGGGUGCAGUGCAUCUAUCUGUGGGCUGUCAGCCCAAUCUACAUCUUCUGUCUCAAGAAGAACAAGAAAGGAUACAUCAUGAUGUCACUUUUGAACAGGUUCAAGACGGCAUUUGGCCUUUUGCUGUGGAUUGUGUGCUGGACAGAUCUUUUCUACACAUUGCACGAGGGCAAACAGCCGCCCAUCUACUAUGUAACCCCACUCGUGCUUGGCAUGACCAUGCUGUUGGCCACGUUUCUGAUCCAGUUUGAGAGGUUACGCGGGGUCCAGUCCUCGGGGGUCCUCUUCAUCUUUUGGUUGCUGUGUUUGCUGUGUGCCACCGUGCCUUUCCGCUCCAAGAUCCUACAGGCCUCCAGCCAGGGCGAAGUCACAGAUAAGCUGCGGUUCACCACAUUCUACUUCUACUUCAGCAUGGUGGUCUGUGAGUUCAUUCUCUGCUGCUUCAACGAGAAACCUCCUCUCUUCUCCAAUGUUGUCACUGACCCUAAUCCUUGCCCUGAAGCUACAGCAGGUUUUCUCUCAAAGAUCACUUUUUGGUGGUUCACAAGUAUGGCUGUAAAAGGCUACAAAAUGCCCCUGGAGGCCAAAGACCUGUGGUCUCUGAACAAGCGCGAUAGCUCCAAAGUCAUGGUGCCCAGGCUCCUUAAUGAGUGGGAGAAGGAGGAGGCCAAGGCAAAGUUAAGUGAAGAGAAUGUGGCUAGCCAGGCUACGUACACCAAGCCCCCGCCGUCAACCACCAACCACAUCUCAGGAGGAGGAGGAGGAGAAGGCGAAAGCAGCCCAGAGGAAGUAGAGGUGCUGCUGUCCAGUAAGAAAGUUGCGCACCAGCCAUCCUUCCUUCGCGCCCUCAUCAAGGCCUUUGGACCCUACUUUCUGAUUGGCUCAGGCUACAAGCUCCUGCAGGAUAUCAUCACCUUUGUCAACCCUCAGCUCCUGAAGAUGCUGAUCUCGUUCAUUAAAGCGAAAGAUGUUCCUAAUUGGUGGGGGUACACGCUGGCCUGCCUUAUGUUCUUCACGGCCCUCCUGCAAACCCUCAUACUCCAUCAUCAUUUUCAGUACUGUUUUGUCACUGGCAUGAAUGUGCGCAGUGCUGUCAUCGGAGCUAUCUACAGGAAGGCACUAGUGAUAACUAAUGCAGCCAAGCGUUCAUCUACUGUGGGAGAGAUAGUCAACCUGAUGUCUGUGGAUGCGCAGAGGUUCAUGGAUCUGACCACCUUCCUUAACAUGCUGUGGUCUGCCCCUCUUCAGAUUAUGCUGGCACUAUAUUUCCUCUGGCAGAUCCUCGGCCCGUCUGUGUUUGCUGGGGUGGCUGUUAUGAUCCUGCUGAUCCCUUUCAAUGCAUUUAUCGCUAUGAAGACUCGAGCCUAUCAGGUGGAGCAGAUGCAGCAUAAGGACGCUCGUAUCAAGCUGAUGAACGAGAUCCUGAACGGCAUCAAAGUCCUCAAGCUGUACGCGUGGGAGAACUCCUUCAAACAAAAGGUCCUGGCCAUUCGGCAAAAGGAGCUUAUCGUGCUACGCAAGACGGCCUACCUCGGAGCACUGUCCACCAUGGCCUGGACCAGUGCGCCUUUCCUGGUUGCCUUGACAACAUUUGCCGUGUAUGUAACUGUGGAUAAAAAAAACAUCCUGGAUGCAGAGACGGCCUUCGUGUCGAUCUCGCUUUUUAACAUCCUUAGGUUUCCCCUCAACAUGCUUCCCCAAGUCAUCAGCAGCCUGGUACAGGCGAGCGUCUCAUUGAAGCGAGUCCAAAAUUUCCUGAGUCAUGAUGAGCUGGAUCCAGAUUCCGUAAACAGGAACAACACAAGCACAGAGUUUGCAGUCACGGUUGUCAAUGGGAAAUUCACGUGGGGGAAAGACGACGCUCCUGUUCUACACAAUAUUAACGUGAUGGUGCCCCAGGGCUCCCUGCUGGCUGUGGUGGGCCAUGUUGGCUGUGGGAAGUCUUCCCUGAUCUCAGCAUUACUGGGUGACAUGGAAAAAGUGGAGGGAGAGGUUUCUGUUCGGGGAUCAGUCGCUUAUGUACCUCAGCAGGCCUGGAUACAGAACGCCACCCUGCGGGACAACAUCCUGUUCGGGAAUCCGUACAAUGAGCAGAAAUACAAUUCUGUCCUGGAAGCGUGCGCCUUAACCCCAGACUUGCAGGUGCUGCCUGGAGGAGACAUGACUGAGAUUGGAGAGAAGGGCAUCAAUCUUUCUGGUGGUCAGAGACAGAGGGUGAGCCUGGCUCGAGCUCUGUACAAUGAUGCUGAUGUCUAUCUGUUGGAUGAUCCGCUGUCCGCUGUGGACGCCCACGUGUCCAAACACAUCUUUGACAAUCUGAUUGGCCCAGAAGGGGCUCUGAAGGGCAAGACACGCAUCCUGGUGACACAUGGCAUCAGCUUCCUGCCUCAGGUGGAUAAUAUAAUGGUGAUGGUGGAUGGCCGGGUGUCAGAGAUGGGCUCUUAUCAGGAUCUUCUCAAACAGAACGGAGCAUUCGCCGAGUUCCUCAGAAAUUAUGCCCUGGAGGAUAUUAUAGAGGAGGAUGAGGCCGGCGAUGAGAUCAUUGAAGAUGACGAAUUGUUCCCCGAUGACGCCCUUAGCAACCACACAGACAUGGUGGACAGUGAACCAAUGAUCAAUGAAGCAAAAAGAAGUUUUAUAAGGCAGAUGAGCAUUAUGUCAGCAGACGGAGAGAACCCCAGGUCCCGAUCAGUAAGGAGACAUGGCUGCAGCCAGCGGAAACAUUCAGAGUCGCAAGACAAGAAGAAACCACGCGAGAUGGAGAAACUCAUCCAGGCAGAAACGGCAGAAACCGGCCAGGUGAAAGGAAAGGUGUACCUGGAGUAUGUCAAGGCAGUCGGACCACUGCUGUCAGUGGUCAUCUGCUUCCUGUACGGCUGUCAGAGCGCUGCCGCCAUCGGAACAAACAUCUGGCUCAGCGAGUGGACCAACGACGCCGUGACGAAUAGCACCACGGAAAAUGUUCAGAUGAGGGUGGGGGUGUACGCGGCACUGGGGUUUGCACAAGGUGUGCUGCUGUUGAUUAACUGCCUGCUGUGCCGGGCCUACAGUAUGCUGCAGGCAGCCAAGCUCACACACCGCAACUUACUUCAGGGGGUCCUGCGAGCUCCGCAGGGCUUCUUCGAGAGCACCCCCACUGGGCGGUUACUAAACCGCUUCAGCAAAGAUGUGGAUGCUAUAGACUCCCAGAUCCCAGACAAUAUUGACAUAUGGAUGCGCACUUUCUGGUACACACUGAAUGUGCUGCUCAUAUGCUGUGCCCUCACCCCAAUGUUCCUCAUAGUCAUAGCCCCGUUAAUGGUGUUCUAUUGGUGGGUUCAGAGAUUUUACGUUGCCACGUCUCGGCAGCUAAAGCGUCUGGAGUCGGUCAGCCGCUCUCCCAUAUACUCCCAUUUCUCUGAGACCAUCACUGGCUGUAGUGUAAUCCGAGCAUAUGGCAGGCACUCUGCCUUUGUUCUGAUGAGUGAUAUGAAAGUGGAUGAGAACCAAAAGAGUUACUACCCUGGUAUAGUGUCAAACAGGUGGCUCGGAGUGCGAAUUGAGUUCAUUGGAAACUGCAUUGUGUUGUUUGCUGGCCUGUUUGCGGUGACAGGAAAGGACAGUCUUAGUCCCGGCCUCGUGGGUCUGUCGGUGUCCUAUGCUCUACAGGUGACCAUGUCUUUGAACUGGAUGGUGCGGAUGACUUCAGAACUGGAGAACAACAUAGUAGCAGUGGAGAGAGUGAAGGAGUACUCUGAGACCAAGACAGAGGCCCCCUGGGAGGUGGAGGACAAGAAGCCCCCACUUGAAUGGCCCAUGCAGGGGAAUGUGGAGUUCAACGACUACAGCGUUCGGUACCGAGAGGGACUGGACCUCGUUCUGAAGGACAUCACGCUAAAAGUCAAGGGAGGAGAGAAGAUCGGUAUCGUGGGUCGUACUGGGGCUGGCAAGUCCUCGAUGACGCUCUGCCUCUUCAGAUUGCUGGAAGCUGCGGGAGGCGAGAUCACCAUCGACAACGUGAAGAUAUCAGAGAUAGGCCUGCACGACCUGCGGUCUAAACUCACCAUCAUUCCACAGGAGCCUGUGCUGUUCUCUGGGACACUGAGGAUGAACCUGGACCCUUUUGAGAAGUACAGCGAUGAAGAGGUGUGGAAAGCCCUGGAACAUUCUCACCUCCACAAGUUUGUCAGUAACCAGGCAGCAAAACUGGACCUAGAAUGUUCAGAGGGAGGAGAGAACCUCAGUGUGGGCCAGAGGCAGCUAGUGUGUUUAGCUCGAGCCCUCUUGAGGAAGACCAGGAUCCUCAUCCUUGAUGAAGCUACUGCUGCUAUCGACCUGGAGACGGAUGACCUCAUCCAAUCCACCAUCAGGACUCAAUUUGAAGACUGCACUGUCUUCACCAUUGCACACAGACUCAACACAAUAAUGGAUUAUACAAGAGUGCUGGUGUUGGACAAGGGACGGAUAGCCGAGUUUGAUACUCCUACAAACCUUAUAUCUAAGAGAGGAAUCUUCUACGGCAUGGCUAAAGAUGCAGGACUGGCACAGUAGAACUGCCUUUUUGUCCCGAUGUUGUAAACCAGAGUCUGGAAUUCAGCUCAGUUCACUUCAGUCUGACUCUGUUUUAAACCUGGCAGUGGAACUGAAGAAUACUUUCUGUGUGCACUUGUUAUCAUUUUCAGGAACCUUAUUGCUGUCUUUGAAUGAAGCAUGAGCUCCUCUGCAGACUUGGGUCAUUUAGCACUUGCAAGUAGUUGCAGUGUCUGUCAAAAAACACAUCAGGACAUAAUCAAAUGUUUCAGUAGGAAGUUUCUGGCUCUGAUUGUCCUGCAAGUAAAAAAAAAAAAAAGCCAUAAGUGCAAAUGCCAUUUGAGCCAAGUCUGCUCUCUAGUGCCUUCUGCCAGUGGGAUAAAGAAAGCCAGUGAAUGUAUCGUUUUCUAAUCGGCUCUCUGCUGCAAAACAAACAACAUGACAACAAAAAAAGGAGGAACUUUUUUAAUUUCAUAUUUUCUACAAAGAAGAAUAAUGUGCCACUGUACCUUUCACAUGAGAAAAAAACCCUACAUUUUUGUGAUAAACCCACUUAUUUUUGUACUGUACUAUUAUUUAAGCUACUUUUUAAGAAUUGUCUUAUCUAGGGAAGUGUGCUCAGUUACUUAUGUGAUUCUUCUGUGAACCAAAUCUAUAAAAACUUGAAUUAUGUACCACCAAAAUCUGAAUUAUGAAAAUGCCUUUAUAUAUAAAAAAGGAAGAACAAAA